GCAGCAAAAAGGACCACUGGUAGUUAUUGGUUUUCUCAAGUCUCAACAACAACAGCAAGAAACAAAGGCGGCUUUCAUAAUUGGGCAACGACAAACGCAGCAACUUCAUCAUCUUUCACGAAGCAUACCGUUCACACACAAAAACGACAACAUCACAAUGCGUGCCUCACUAUUCCUCUCGGCGCUCAGCGUCUCCUCCGUCAUGGCCGCCCCAGUACUCCCCGAGAUCAACGCCAACUCAGCCCACGCCGACUCCCUCAAGAAGGUAUCAGAGUACUUCAACCUCCUCGCCGUCAAGGUCCAACAAAGCAAGUUCGAGAGCGCCGUACCAACAUGUGAUCUCUCCAAGGUCGCCAUGCCCCAAGCCCCCUCCCCCCUCCCGGCCCCAUCUUUCGGCCUAACCCUCCGCCACGUCGCCCUCGGCCGCGGCACCCAAAACUACACCUGCGACACCACCAACAGCUCCGCCAUCCCCGUCGCCAACGGCGCCGUCGCCUCCCUUUUCAACGCCUCCUGCAUCGUCUCCGCCUACCCCGACAUCGGCGCCAUGUUGUCGGGUGUCUCCAUGAACUUCAACCUCUCCGACCUAGCCUCCGUCGCUUCCUCCAUCGCUAAAUCCCUCCCUGUCCCGCCUUCUUUCCUCAAACAAACCCUGGCACCAACCUCCGGCAUGGCCGUCUCAGGCGCUCAUUACUUCACUAAUGCCUCUACCCCCUUUUUCAACAUGGAUGCGUCCCAGUGGAAGAUUGGUGAGGCGCCGUGUGCGAAGAAUAAUAGUACGCCUGCUCCCGAGGCGGCGCCGAGGGGGCAGCAAGGUGAAAAGGCGGUUGCUUGGUUGAAGUUGAUUACACGCCCGGGAGCGACGGGCGGGCUGCAGGAGGUGUAUAGGGUGGAGACGGCGGGCGGCAGCGCGCCUGAGACGUGUGAGGGGAUGCCGGAGGCUUUUGAGGUGCAGUAUGCUGCUCAGUAAGUUUUAUCCUGAUGACGAAUAACCUGGAAGAUGAGAGAGAGGACAAGUGGCUAACAUGGGUGAAAUAGAUACUGGUUUUAUGGCAACUAAACCAAUCUUCGCGGAUAUCAGCGACGGAACUGAGCAAGCUGAAGAAGCAUCGGAUGUGGAA
Messenger RNA from Neurospora tetraspora, 1121 nucleotides. RefSeq lists its product as uncharacterized. The record is from RefSeq and is a predicted model, not a curated record. NCBI's taxonomy places the organism in Eukaryota, Fungi, Ascomycota, Sordariomycetes, Sordariales, Sordariaceae. The transcript is spliced from 2 exons. Bases 158 to 970 code for a protein of 270 amino acids.